AAAUGAGCGCUUCAGUCUUCCAUUCGAUAUGUUCUGGCAGCAAAAUUUAUUUCAGGCGCAUUACGCCAUAUUUUAUGCGCCUAGUACCGGUACCGGUAACGUCGACUGUGCAUGCAAAUUGACAGGCUAAUUCGUGGCAAUCCUUCCCGGUAUCGGACACUUCCUGAAGGUCCGCAUAUGACCUUUUGGGCAUGGGGUAUUGUACUAAUGGUCACAUGUGGACCGACCGCAAAAACGGCAGGAUGCGGGUGUGCAACAGCUGACGCGCCUGGUGGCCCAGAAGCAAGCGCACCCUUACCUUUCAGUGCAGCCUUUCGCUUUAAACGCGUAAACAAAGGAAGACGCUCUCUCCCAGAGACUAGCCAAAGUUCAGAAGACAAGGCUCAAGUCAAACUCUUUUCUGAGUAUGAUAUUGUUCGCGAAUCUCACGACCUUCCAUCCCCAUUUCGAUGGGUCAAUCGAGCGUUGUUGAGAGAUUUGCGAAUGGAUCCGAUUGAGGCAGCGAGCGGGUAGAGUAUGACAAAGCGAUUGUUCGGUCCAUCCUCG
This is a messenger RNA of Didymella exigua CBS 183.55, 546 nucleotides long. RefSeq lists its product as uncharacterized. NCBI's taxonomy places the organism in Eukaryota, Fungi, Ascomycota, Dothideomycetes, Pleosporales, Didymellaceae. Bases 112 to 513 code for a protein of 133 amino acids. The transcript has a single exon. The record is from RefSeq and is a predicted model, not a curated record.